Paramuricea clavata is the source of this 456-nucleotide messenger RNA. Lineage: Eukaryota; Metazoa; Cnidaria; Anthozoa; Malacalcyonacea; Plexauridae. The record is from the annotation of a GenBank genome assembly.
AUGGCUUCACGAUAUGACGAUUGGCAAUCAAGUAAGAAAACAGUCUUACAAAGAAACGCGUAUAUGUUUGAUAACGAAUUGAUGAGCGAUGUAUCUUUCACGUGUGGGGAAUCAAGUCGCAUAUUUCAUGCACACAAAUACGUGCUUGCUACGAGCAGUGCUAUGUUUUUUGCCAUGUUUUACGGGAAUUUAGCCGAGAGAGAAUCUCCCAUUUGUAUCCCAGACGCGGAAGAAGCAAGCUUCGAAGAGUUUCUGCGAUUUCUGUACACUGACGCUUGUAAAAUAACCGCCGAGAACGCGAUAGUUGUUAUGUAUUUGGCUAAGAAGUAUCUCGUUUCGUCUUUGGCGGAGAAGUGUUGCGAGAUUCUAGAGGACGGCAUCAAGCCUGAUAAUGCCUUCGCGGUGUUGAAGCAAGCGGUGCAAUUUGAUGAAAAAGAGUUAGAAGAAAAGUGUUGA